AUGUACAACGAAAAUAAAAGUGUUAGCAUCCUAACACAUAUACUUGGCUUUACAAAUGAUAAUUCAAGGAAGUUAUGCUAUGGACUGGGUCUCUCACUAACUUUUUAUAUAUUAUUCCCAAGUAUUAAUGAUAUAUUUUGGAAAACUAUAAAAAAUAAAGGAGAAAAUAAACCAAAUAGAAGAUUGGAUAGAACUACAUCAGGGUUAAUAAAUAAUGCCAAUGACUGCUAUGCAAACUCUUCUAUUCAAGCACUUGUGUCGCUCGAUACCCUAACGGAAUACUUAAAUUCUAUUUUGAAGGAUGUGACAGACGGUUCUAAAGAUUUAGAACUUAUUAGAACCAAAUAUCCCUUACAUCUUACUCUAGCUGAACUAAUUUCGAAAUUAGAAACUCCAACAUUGAAUACUCAAUCUUUCUCUGUACAACCGAUCAAACAAACUUUAGAAUACAUAUUUAAGACCAGAAUAUCACGCGAACAACAUGAUGCCCAGGAGUUUACUCAAGUGAUCCUGGACUGUUUAAAGGAUGAAUAUAACAUGUCCAAUGUAUCUAACGAAACCAUCAAAUUUCCUUUACAAGGACAAACAGGGACGCAAUUAGUAUGUUUGAGAUGCCAUGAAACGUCCGAAUUAAAAUUACAAGACUUUUCGUUAUAUGAAGUUGUAGCCCCUCAAAAGUAUUCUACUACGUUAAAUGAUUUGUUUUCUCAGGAUCAAACAGAUGUUGUCAGUGAUUAUAAGUGUUUGUGCUGUAUGAUGAAAAUGAUCAUAACAAAUGAAAAUCACCUUGAGCUCAGGCGAAGGGAUGAUCAAUCAAUUGGUUAUACAUACAUCAAAGAGCAUUAUGGCUCUUUAUUUAUCAACAGUGACAUACCAGAAGAAAUAUGGAAUUAUAUCAAAAUGUACAACAAAAAUGGAUGUGUACCUUACUCGAGUGGAUCAGAUAUUUUCAAAAGAUCUGUUAUAGUAGAAUCACCCGAUAUCUUAGCGAUUCACAUAUCCAGAUCGAUGUUCAACGGGGUGAGUACAACGAGAAAUGCUUGUCGAGUUUCAUUCGAAGAAGAGUUUACUAUCCCUGAACAAUAUAUCAAAGAUAAUAAGUGUAUAUCCAUAAAGGAUGUCAAAUAUAAAUUGAAGUCUAUGGUUAAGCAUACUGGUACUCAUUACCAAGGUCAUUAUCAAUGUUAUAGACAUAAACCUACUUUUAAGAUGGACACUGAGCUCGAGAAAAUGGUAAAUUUGUCACCUACUGUUAAACUUCCAAUAAUUGGCCCUAAAAUUAAUGAAUUAUCGGAUAAUGGGUUUACCUCAAUUCAGGAAGGCACCACGACCAAGAAAAGAUACAAGAAGAUAAAAUCUGUUAAUACAAAAAGUUUUUGGAAAAUAUCAGAUGCUUCCAUCCAGGAGGUCAAUUUGAAUAGUGUAUUGAGUGAAACCAAAUAUGUAUAUAUGCUCUACUAUGAAAAAACAAAAUAG
Maudiozyma barnettii is the source of this 1476-nucleotide messenger RNA. RefSeq names its product putative ubiquitin-specific protease UBP16 (gene UBP16). Gene Ontology annotation, molecular function: cysteine-type deubiquitinase activity; cysteine-type endopeptidase activity. The transcript has a single exon. NCBI's taxonomy places the organism in Eukaryota, Fungi, Ascomycota, Saccharomycetes, Saccharomycetales, Saccharomycetaceae. The coding region runs from base 1 to 1476 and encodes 491 amino acids. Gene Ontology annotation, biological process: protein deubiquitination. The record is from RefSeq and is a predicted model, not a curated record. Gene Ontology annotation, cellular component: nucleus; cytosol.